Ascochyta rabiei is the source of this 2934-nucleotide messenger RNA. RefSeq names its product Beta-glucosidase. Bases 1 to 2934 code for a protein of 977 amino acids. Gene Ontology annotation, biological process: glucan catabolic process. Gene Ontology annotation, molecular function: beta-glucosidase activity. NCBI's taxonomy places the organism in Eukaryota, Fungi, Ascomycota, Dothideomycetes, Pleosporales, Didymellaceae. The transcript is spliced from 3 exons. The record is from RefSeq and is a predicted model, not a curated record.
AUGGCGCCCUACGAGUCCCACCAGCUGCGCCGGGGCAAGUACGCUAGGAUCGACGCCCCGACCGACGACGACAUGGAGCCCACGCCCACUCGCUUCUCCACCGACUCGCACGCCACGCUGGAGGACCUGGAGGAGCACGACCCGCUCGCCUUCGACAGCAAGCUCAAGCGCAAGAAGAGCGCAGGCGACCUCAAAGUGCGCAAGGCCUCGUUCAGGGACGCAGAGGCCGCCUCUGCCACGCUGCUUGCCCCGAGGAAGAGGCUCACGCCCGGCCGCUGCUGCUGCUGGCUGCUGACCUUCGUCGCCGCCACCGUCCUGCUGCUCGCCGCCGGCGGCAUCUGGGCCUACAAGGCCUCGGUCCCCCUGGAUGGCUUGAGUCCGCCCUGGUACCCGGCCCCCAAGGGCGGAGCAGACCCGGCGUGGGAGGAGAGCUACAACAAGGCCGCUGCGCUGGUCAAGCAGAUGACGCUGGUCGAGAAGGUCAACAUCACCACGGGCACUGGCUGGAGCAUGGACAUGUGCGUCGGCAACAAUGGCGCUGUCCCGAGGCUCAAGUUUCCGCAGUUGUGCUUGCAGGACGGCCCGCUCGGCAUUCGCUUUGCAGACAACAUCACCGCUUUCCCUGCCGGCAUCACGGUGGGCGCCACCUGGAACAAGGAGCUCAUGUACCAGCGCGGCAAGGCGCAUGGCAAGGAAGCACGACUCAAGGGUAUCAACGUCCUGCUCGGACCUGCCAUGGGUCCAAUAGGCCGCAUGCCGGCUGGAGGACGCAACUGGGAAGGCUUUGGCAGCGAUCCGGUACUCCAAGGUAUCGCGGCCGCACAAACGAUCAAGGGCAUCCAAGAGGAGGGCGUCAUGGCCACCGCAAAGCACUUUGUCGGCAAUGAACAGGAGCACUUCCGUCAAGCCUGGGAGUGGGGUCUCCCCAAUGCUAUCUCGAGCAACAUUGACGACCGUGCCUUGCAUGAAAUCUACGCCUGGCCAUUUGCCGACUCUGUCAAGGCUGGUGUCGUGUCGGUCAUGUGCUCGUACAACCAGGUCAACUCUUCGUACGCCUGUGGAAACAGCAAGCUACUGAACGGCGUGCUAAAAGACGAGCUGGGCUUCCAAGGAUUCGUGCAGUCGGAUUGGCUCGCUCAGCGAUCUGGCGUUGCGAGUGCGCUCGCCGGCUUGGAUAUGUCGAUGCCUGGCGACGGGCUCCGCUGGGCCAAGGGUGACAGCCUUUGGGGCUCGAAGCUCACCCAGGCCGUGCUGAACGGCAGCGUCCCUAUGGAUCGCCUCGACGACAUGGUCACUCGUGUUGUGGCAUCCUGGUACCAGGUCGGACAAGACAAGUGGUCUGACCAAGGCCCCAACUUCUCGUCCUGGACAAACGACAAGAUUGGGAAGCUUCACGAAGGUAGCCCAUCGGAUAAAACCGUGGGUGUCGUCAACCAGUUUGUCAAUCCACAAGGCGACCACAAGGAUGUGGUACGCAAAGUGGCAGCUGAAGGCACCGUCUUGGUCAAGAACGAGGACAAGGUCUUGCCGUUGAGCCGCAAAGGCCUCGACAAGGCGAAGAGGCAGACCAAAACUCGCGUCGGUGUAUUCGGCGAAGAUGCACGUCUUCCUCACGACGGCAUCAACAAGUGUCCUGACCAAAGCUGCAACGACGGUACGCUGGCUUCUGGCUGGGGUUCCGGUGCCGUGGACUUUCCAUACCUUGUGGAGCCAAUGUCCGCGAUUCGGAGUGCGUUCGACGAAGAGAACGUCUACGUCACCGAUUGGCUUGAGAACAAGCUGCCGAAACAGAAGGAAAUUGUCGAGGACCAGGACCUCUGCAUCGUCUUUGUCAACUCAGAUGCUGGAGAGGGCUAUCUGAAGUGGGCUGAUGUCCGUGGUGACCGAAACGAUCUCUCUAUCCAAAAGGGCGGCAACCAGCUUGUCAAGGACGUCGCCAAAGGUUGCGGCAAGGGCAACGGCGACGUCGUUGUCGUAGUCCACACCGUUGGCUCAGUCAUCCUGGAGGAGUUUAUCGAAAUCCCCAACGUCAAAGCUGUGCUGAUCGCCAACCUGCCUGGUCAGGAGUCUGGCAAUGCAAUCGUUGAUGUUCUCUUUGGUGACGUCAACCCCUCUGGUCGUUUGCCAUACACAAUUGCUAAGAAAGAGGACGACUUUGGUCCUGGCAGCAAGGUCAAAUAUCUACCAAGUCCCUCUGACGGUCUUGCGCCUCAGCAGAAUUUCUCCGAAGGUCUGUACAUCGACUACCGCCACUUCGACAAGCAAGACAUCACCCCACGCUAUGAGUUCGGCUACGGUCUAUCGUACACGCAGUUCAAGCUCUCGUCCCUGCUCAUCCGCUCCAAGCACGCCAAGUCUGCGCUGCCUGCCGCCCGCCCUUCCGGCCUCGCACCACCGAGCUACCCGACCGACGUGCCCGACCCCAAGUCCGCUCUCUUCCCCAAAGACUUCCACAAGGUGGAAAAGUACAUCUACCCCUGGCUCACCUCCACAGAGGGCACGUCCUUGUCCGCGCCGGACCCUGUCCCGCAAAGCCCACUCAGCGACGCCGGCGGCGGCCCAGGCGGGAAUCCAGACCUGUACACGACGAUCCUGACCGUCUCCGCUUCCGUCACCAACAUGGGCCCUGUCGACGGCUCGACCGUCGUGCAACUCUACGUGUCCUUCCCACAGAACUACAAGGACCCGGAAAGCGGCGAGCCCGUCGACUUCCCCGUCCGCGUGCUACGCGGCUUCGAAAAGGUGUUUGUCGAGGCCGAUUCGCAGGAGCACGGCACCGGCGGCGGCACAGCCCUCGUCACGUUCGAUGUCACCCGCAGGGAUCUGAGCUACUGGGACGUCAAGCGCCAGAAUUGGGUCAUGCCUACCGAGGGCGCGUUUGGGAUUGCCGUUGGCUUCUCCAGUAGGAACCUGCCGCUUGCGGGGACCUGGUAG